CUCUCCAUCUCUGCGCUGCUGCCGUCUGCGCCAUCCCGCACCCAGACUCCGGAGCCAGCGGGGCCCUCCUCCCCCCCGACUCCGGCUGCAGGGACCCUGUCCCAGCGAGACCGCAGGCAUGUCAUCCGAAAAGUCAGGACUCCCAGACUCAGUCCCUCACACCUCUCCGCCACCCUACAAUGCCCCUCAGCCCCCGGCCGAACCCCCAGCCCCACCCCCACAGGCAGCCCCCUCCUCGCACCAUCACCACCACCACCACUACCACCAGUCUGGCACUGCCACCCUCCCGCGCUUAGGGGCAGGUGGCCUGGCCUCUUCCGCAGCCACCGCUCAGCGUGGUCCCUCGUCCUCCGCCACGCUGCCGCGGCCCCCCCACCACGCCCCGCCCGGCCCUGCCGCUGGGGCGCCCCCACCCGGCUGCGCUACCUUGCCCCGCAUGCCACCCGACCCUUACCUGCAGGAGACUCGCUUCGAGGGCCCGCUUCCCCCGCCGCCGCCCGCCGCCGCCGCCCCGCCCCCGCCGGCGCCGGCCCAGACUGCACAGACCCCCGGCUUCGUGGUGCCCACGCACGCGGGGGCGGUGGGCACCCUGCCGCUGGGGGGCUACGUAGCGCCGGGAUACCCCCUGCAGCUGCAGCCCUGCACUGCUUACGUGCCUGUCUACCCGGUGGGCACGCCCUAUGCAGGCGGGACUCCAGGGGGGACGGGAGUGACCUCGACUCUCCCGCCGCCGCCACAGGGCCCCGGGCUGGCCCUACUGGAGCCGAGGCGCCCGCCGCACGACUACAUGCCGAUCGCGGUGCUGACCACCAUCUGCUGCUUCUGGCCUACGGGCAUCAUCGCCAUCUUCAAGGCAGUGCAGGUGCGCACGGCCUUGGCCCGCGGAGACAUGGUGUCGGCCGAGAUAGCUUCCCGCGAGGCCCGGAACUUCUCCUUCAUCUCCCUGGCCGUGGGCAUCGCGGCCAUGGUGCUCUGUACCAUCCUCACCGUAGUCAUCAUCAUCGCCGCGCAGCACCACGAGAACUACUGGGAUCCCUAAAAACGCCCCCAGCCCGGCCCCACCCUGCGCCCCUCGACCUCCCAGGUGCGUUCUGCAGUCUUGCCGCGGACCGGGUGGGUGCCCUGCACACCCGCCUCUGGGGCCGUCGGACUUCGCCACUUCUUAAACUCCGCCUCCAGGGAACCUCUCAUCUUUCGAGCAAGCUCCGAAUUCAGUUCCUCAGGAUCCCCUCUAAAGCCCACACCCCUAGGGACGCCGCUUUUUGGGAUCUCGGCCCUGUGUUGCUCCAGGCUCCCACUCCUUCAAAGUACAGCGCCACAGGCCGAGCACCCUCGCUCUGGUCCCCAAAGACCCGCCGCCUCUAUAGGCUCCGCCCCAACCCUGACAAACCCCGCCUCCAGGUCGGCAGGCUCCGCCUUCUUUUCUUCUCCGCGGGGUGAUUCUGUCCGGUGAUUGGGCUUGUGGCUCCAGGCCUCGCCCACGGACACACACAGUCUUCUCUUUCUUCCCAGGAGGACCGAGCCCCGGGGCAGCGACGCCCCCACACGCUACUCCCCUUUUUGCAGUACAGUUUCGUCCCUCCUCCACCCAGGUCUCUGCCUAUUUUCUUGCUAAUCCCAGAACCUCUCCUUUUGUUGUUUUUGGAAGGACAUUUGGAAAGUUCCUGGUUUAGGACCCUUCUUCCCGGGAUAAGAAACUUGUCCUGUUCUCUGUAAAUACGCCCUUCCACCCAUUCCACCCCCUGGGCAGCCGGCUGAGGGGAAUCCAGGAUGCGGACCUCCCAAUCCCAGAGGAGAGCCAGCCGGCUCCCGGUUCCCCUUGGCGGUCCCGCCUUGUUCUGAUCUGUGUGUGCGUGUGUGCGAACUUCUGAACGACGAUAUUAAAGAGACUUAGU
Molecule: messenger RNA, 1895 nt
Organism: Propithecus coquereli (Coquerel's sifaka)
Lineage: Eukaryota; Metazoa; Chordata; Mammalia; Primates; Indriidae
Gene: PRRT1
Product: proline-rich transmembrane protein 1
Exons: 4
Coding region: 119-1039 (306 amino acids)
Cellular component (GO): membrane
Source: RefSeq, a predicted model, not a curated record